CAGAUUGAAACAAUCGACAAUUCGUCUAAUCAAAUUUACCCCAUAGUACACUGGUGUUUAACGGCCCAAGAUUUGCAUUUCCCCGCCCUGUGAUGACUUAGCGCGUGGAGAUGACACUUCCAGGCCGGGAUCAAGUUUCCGACACUGGAUUGAGGGCCGAUCGUACCCUCUACCCUAUUCACUUGACUCAGGACCUUAAAAGCUUCAUAUAUCUCCCCAGUUUCUAGCGCACCUUAUAUCGCCCUGUGUACCAAUGAUACUUUCUUCUGAACUUCCUUUCGUUGACACCAAAAGGAUCUCAUAACGAGCUUGAACGUUUAUUCAUCAGGUCCUCAAGAUGCCUGCACAAAAUAACGGUGUUCCCCGACGACUAAAGGUCGGAGUGGUGGGGAUUGGUCGCAUGGGGCGACAUCAUGCCAUGAACCUACUCCAUCGAACUCCUCGAGCAGAUCUCAUUUGUGCCUGUUCGCCCACUGAGGCAGAUCUGGUAUGGGCAGAUGAACAUCUAGUGCCACACGGCGUUCAUGUUGUCCCCACUUUUGAGGAAAUGAUCGAAAUUCCAGGCCUAGAAGCCAUCCUCAUCGCAUCUGCAACAUACCUUCACACCUCUCAAACCACGACUGCCUUGGAUAAAGGGUUGCAUGUACUUUGUGAGAAGCCAGUGUGCCAGACUUUGGAUGAGCUAGUUGCUCUUGUCGAUCAAGUCGAGGCCCGCCCUGAGGCAAGGCUCAUGGUGGCAUUUGUGCGUAGAUUCGAUGAAAACUACCAGAAUGCCCUCAGUCAACUCAAGCAAAAUGCCAUUGGAGAGCCUGUGGUAAUUCGCUCUCAAGCUAGCGACCCCAUUGACGAGAGUCCAUACUACAAGCAGUAUCUGAAAGAUUCUGGGGGCAUAUUUGUGGACGCUACCAUCCACGACAUAGACCUUUCCCUUUUAUUAUUCGGAGAUGACUCCCAGCCCAAGUCUGUGUCCGCUGUUGGCGUGAGAGCCAUCCACCCUGAGAUUGAAGCCUAUGGCGAUGUCGAUAAUGGUGUGGGUAUCUGCGAGUAUUGGGAUAAUAAGAUCGCAUUUUUCUACAAUAAUAGAAUGGCAGCACAUGGAUAUGACAACGCCACAGAGAUUCUUGGAACUAAGGGAAAGCUGUCGGUCAACCUCAUCCCAAGACGCAAUGCCGUCGAGCUUUGCGAUAAGGAUGGUGCAGUUAAGACGUUUGCGCAUACAGGCUGGUAUGAGCGCUACGAAGCGGCAUUUGUUGAGGAAACAAAUGGAUGGGUGAAUUCCCUUCUUGAUAAUACGCCUCUGCCCGUACCUUUGCGUUCAUCCUUGACAUCCCUCAAGAUCGCCACUGCGCUUCAGGAGAGUCUUAGAACUGGGAACAAGAUUUGCUUUGAUCGACAAGGGAACCGAAUCAAGGAAUGAUACUUUUACUGUGAGAGAGAUAUCCAGACGCAGCAACCAUAGUAAAUUUGAACAUGUUAUUUGUUAACUUCGGCUUUAAACACGUCGGUUCUGACAUGCUGUC
Molecule: messenger RNA, 1520 nt
Organism: Fusarium redolens
Lineage: Eukaryota; Fungi; Ascomycota; Sordariomycetes; Hypocreales; Nectriaceae
Exons: 2
Coding region: 338-1417 (359 amino acids)
Biological process (GO): NADPH regeneration
Cellular component (GO): cytoplasm
Molecular function (GO): nucleotide binding; oxidoreductase activity
Source: RefSeq, a predicted model, not a curated record